This is a messenger RNA of Fusarium oxysporum Fo47, 460 nucleotides long. RefSeq lists its product as uncharacterized. Gene Ontology annotation, cellular component: mitochondrial inner membrane. The transcript has 4 exons. The coding region runs from base 140 to 319 and encodes 59 amino acids. The record is from RefSeq and is a predicted model, not a curated record. NCBI's taxonomy places the organism in Eukaryota, Fungi, Ascomycota, Sordariomycetes, Hypocreales, Nectriaceae.
CCGAAUUGGCCCGGUUCAACGACUCCAUCAAGACUGACCAUUGCCGUAUCAUCACUAUCCUCGUCGCCUCGUCCACGGCUGCUAAUUUGGUCCCUACCCCGAAACCCUGAAACGAGCGACUAUCACAUCCGAUUUCAUCAUGGCUGGUCACGGUCACCACAGCUUCAACGGCCCUCCUAAGCCCCCGGUGGCUCACGUUCCCCGUAUCUACCGAUUCACCGCGACAGCUCUAGGCGCUGGCAUGUGGUUCUUCCUUAUGUACCGGGCAAAGAAGGAUGGUGCCGUUCUCCUCGGCCUCAAGCACCCCUGGGACCACUAAACGAUUACCAUAUAUGAUUACUUCCAUUCCUGCGGCAAUUACAACAGAGAAGGCAUUGGGCGACGAUAUCAGAGGACAAGACGGUUCAAUGCGGUGUAUAUAGGGCAGAAAAGGCUCUUGAAUUGAAGAAAAAAGAUCAAA